Messenger RNA from Ooceraea biroi (clonal raider ant), 1774 nucleotides. RefSeq names its product dopamine N-acetyltransferase. Gene Ontology annotation, molecular function: N-acetyltransferase activity. NCBI's taxonomy places the organism in Eukaryota, Metazoa, Arthropoda, Insecta, Hymenoptera, Formicidae. The record is from RefSeq and is a predicted model, not a curated record.
UUCACCGAAAGGAGAUGCGCGUGUGGAAAUUGCUGUCAGUGCGCGGCGGAAAAUUCGCCCACCCCAAACAUGUCGUCAUCUAGCGAGGACUGUCUGACGGCCGUGGAGGUGCCGGAGGAACGCUACGACGAUGCUAUCCACCAUCUAAAAUGGAAUUUCUUCGCCGACGAGCCGCUCAACAAUGCCGUGGGACUCUGCGCGAAAGGAGAAUCGCAGUGCGAGUUGGAGCGACACUGUCUGCUCACCUUGAAGCAGGGUUACUCCAGGAUGCUGGUGGAUAAGCGAGGAGUGAUCGCGGGAAUGGCACUAAACGGCAUCGUGAAAAAGGGCGAACGCGAGGAGGCGGAGAAGCGUUUGGCCGAGCUGGAUGAUGAGAAGUUUAAGACAAUUUUCAGACUACUCUAUAAAGUGAACGAGAAGAUCGAUCUGUUCACUAAAUACGAUGUCGACGAGCUGUUUGAGUGUCGGAUUCUCAGUGUCGAUGAGCGUUAUCGUGGCAAAGGCUUGGCCAAUAUUCUCAUGGCCGACAGCGUAAAAACGGCCAAAAGCGCCGGUUUCAAGGUGUGCAAGGCCGACGCGACUGGCUUGUACUCGCAGAAGGUAUGCCUGAAGCAAGGCUUCCGAGUGGAGGCGGAGAUCCCAUACGCAGAGCUGGAUGAAUCCAUCAGACCGGCGCCGCCUCACGAAGCGUUAAAACUCAUGGUGAAAUUAAUAGAUUGAACAUAAGAAGGAGAAAAAGCAGAAGAAAGUCGGACAGCUUAAUUAAAUUAAGCCACCAAUACGAAAGCGUAAAACGCAAAGUAGAUAAAAAAAUAUAUAUGUAUCAUGUCAUCGUGUCGUGACAAUAAGAAAUCCGUAAAUGCAUGUCUUUGGUGUCGCGAAAAUGACGUGACGCUUUCUUAUUUCGAAUAUUUACUUCAAAUUCAAGAGAGUUAUAUCGCGCAACUUUCACGUAGCAAGUGUCGAAACAUCUCUAAAUGAUGUCCGGUAUUACUGCCUCCCCGUGUAUGUGUUCCGAACGAGGUAUGAAGGUAUCAUACGGUUGUUAUAAAAAGGAGGUAACGAAGCAAAUUUAAUGUAGCGAAUGACGUUAAAAGUGAAUCACAUUCAGACUACAGUCAGUCUGUUGACAGCACAGGCAAUCCGCUCUGAUCCAGCAAAAGCAAAAGGAGAUACGCUUGUAGAAAAUACUUGUACGAACAUUGUUAUGUCGCUUAACUCCUGGAAACUAGAUGAUUUCAUGAGAAUUUCGACACUUUUACGUUACUGAUUCCAAUAUCCAAUGCAGUAUUGCACCUGUUAAUUAUCCGUCUAGACAGCAAUUAUUUUUUCUCGCGGUUAAUAUAAAGAAAAAGGAUGAUAAAAUGGCAGUAAACUAAACGCACUCGUAGAUAUCUCGUGAGGAUUAAGAUUUCAAAGGGGAACGUAUUAAUUGCCUGCAGAUGCAAAUAUCUGAUAAUAGAAAGGAAAAAGAAGAAAGUCAUAAAAGCGUGUGUAAAUGCUGCGGUUUGUUCGAAAUUUGUGCGUCUAGCGAUUUGCCGAUGUCGCCGGAUGAGAAAUAGUCCACGAGGUGCAUAAUGUCCAAUUAUGUAUAUAUGUCUACUAAUGCACAGUUUAUUCUUUCUCUCUCAUCAGCGAACAUCGGAAAAGCGCAGAGAUAUUGUUUUCUAAUUUAUACACGUAUACAUUAUCGUAUCGAAAAGUGAUUAUAUAGAAUAUUGUUGCUCGGGAUAUAACAAACAUGGGUCCAUACACGAGUAUAAAUUAAAAGAAC